ACAUACUGCGCCUGCGCAAGGGCUGUGGCCCUUUUCCCCCCCUCUAGCGCCGCUGGGCCUGCAGGUCUCUGUCGAGCCGCGGACGCGGGUCUCUGUUCCGCAGGAUGGGGUUUGUUAAAGUUGUUAAGAAUAAGGCCUACUUUAAGAGAUACCAAGUGAAAUUUAGAAGACGACGAGAGGGUAAAACUGAUUACUAUGCUCGGAAACGCUUGGUGAUACAGGAUAAAAAUAAAUACAACACACCCAAAUACAGGAUGAUAGUUCGUGUAACAAACAGAGAUAUCAUUUGUCAGAUUGCUUAUGCCCGUAUAGAGGGGGAUAUGAUAGUCUGCGCAGCAUAUGCACACGAACUGCCAAAAUAUGGUGUGAAGGUUGGCCUGACAAACUAUGCUGCAGCAUAUUGUACUGGCCUGCUGCUGGCCCGCAGGCUUCUCAAUAGGUUUGGCAUGGACAAGAUCUAUGAAGGCCAAGUGGAGGUGACUGGCGAUGAAUACAAUGUGGAAAGCAUUGAUGGUCAGCCAGGUGCCUUUACCUGCUAUUUGGAUGCAGGCCUUGCCAGAACUACCACUGGCAAUAAAGUUUUUGGCGCCCUGAAGGGAGCUGUGGAUGGAGGCUUGUCUAUCCCUCACAGUACCAAACGAUUCCCCGGUUAUGAUUCUGAAAGCAAGGAAUUUAAUGCAGAAGUACACCGGAAGCACAUCAUGGGCCAGAAUGUUGCAGAUUAUAUGCGCUACUUAAUGGAAGAAGAUGAAGAUGCUUACAAGAAACAGUUCUCUCAAUACAUAAAGAACAGUGUAACUCCAGACAUGGUAAAACAUUUACCUAAAAAUGUCUAUAUUGGUUAAUUUAUAGAAAUAGGUUUAUUACUUGUUUUGGGGGCAGGUAACAUUGUUAUAUAGGUAUGUUUCAGGGUAGUACUGAGCUAGACGUGUCAACAUUCUUUUAGUAAUCUUUUAGAUCCUCAGGUGUGGGAGACUUCAAGUCUCUGAAGAUUUGGCUACCUUUUAUGCUUUGGCUGUUAUGUAUUUGUAAAUGUCAUUCCUGUAAUCAUAGUUGUAAUCUGCUUUGUUUGAUAGGAGGUGCUAGAUAAUAAACUUCACUUAUUUGGUACCAUCUGGGAGGGAAGCUCUUCGUAGCAUAUGUGUGCUAUAUUCUGGGCUUUCCAAUUAUCUCAGACACGUACACAGGAAAAGAGAUUUGAUCACUGGGUUUGCAUGAUGUUGUAGAAAUGAGGGGAGUCAUGUAUGCAAGAACCAGUCCCAAAGUGCUGGGCUUACAGAUGAGAGCCAUUGUGCCUGACCCAAGUCCUUUUUUGUUAGUGUGUAGUAGCUUCUAUUUUGGAUAAAAACAGAGUUGUAGUUGGGAAAUGAUCACUUUCUGUUAUUUCUAUGCUUUGGACACAGUGUAAAGGCUGAAUAAAUACAUAGCUUGAGUUCUGAGUUAGGAAAAGAAGAGUAGUUUUUUAUCAGUAAUGUAGGUGCACGUUAAUUUUUACUGCGUUGUAUUUCUUUGUUACUUACGACUUCAUCCUGGUAAAGAAAAGAGGUCAUUUACUUUUAGAUUAUGAUUCUAUUAGUCCUGCAAAAUUUACUUCCUAACCUGUAUCUUGAUGUAGUCAUGUCAUACUUGCUCAGAACUUUCAGACUCACAGUUUGUGCUUUCAGAUGUUUACUUCCUAAUGCUUUCCUGUAUACAUGCCUUCCUUCAGCUAGACUACUUUUUGGCUAAUGUAUUUUUCUAGCUGGCUCAUUAAUUUUAUCUACAGUGGCCUCUAUCCUUCAGUGUGCCUGCUGAAAUCCUAUGCAGACAUCUGAUGUGUCUCCAACAGGAAGUGGUCUUUACCUGAUUCAUGGCAUUAUCUACAUGUCUACUUGUCUGAUGUCUUGGAAGGAACUGGGUUGCUUAGAUUUGUUGAAUGACUAUAUAUGAAGUCAUCAAAUGGAUUCGUUAUUUGUUAGUGAACAGCUAUAGUAGAGUGCUAAAAGAGGUAGGGAAAUUAACUUUCAAAAUGGGUAUAGGUAGUUGAGGUUUCAAAUGCAGUGAGCAUUUUUGCAUUAUUUUCCUUUACUGAUAAUCUUUAUGCUAAUACAUGUAGUAAUCACAUCUCCACAUUGAAUGAAUAAUUUUAGAGACCUGGAUUACUGUGACAUAGUCUGUAGUGGGCUAUAAUUAUUAGGUAUUCA
This is a messenger RNA of Mandrillus leucophaeus (drill), 2183 nucleotides long. Its product is annotated as 60S ribosomal protein L5-like. Lineage: Eukaryota; Metazoa; Chordata; Mammalia; Primates; Cercopithecidae. Gene Ontology annotation, molecular function: 5S rRNA binding; structural constituent of ribosome. The transcript has 6 exons. The record is from RefSeq and is a predicted model, not a curated record. Gene Ontology annotation, biological process: ribosomal large subunit assembly; translation. Gene Ontology annotation, cellular component: ribosome; cytosolic large ribosomal subunit. Bases 105 to 845 code for a protein of 246 amino acids.